This is a messenger RNA of Colossoma macropomum (tambaqui), 5226 nucleotides long. It is a transcript of the gene stag2a, whose product is annotated as stromal antigen 2a. The record is from RefSeq and is a predicted model, not a curated record. Gene Ontology annotation, biological process: sister chromatid cohesion. Gene Ontology annotation, molecular function: chromatin binding. Gene Ontology annotation, cellular component: chromatin; cohesin complex; nucleus. Lineage: Eukaryota; Metazoa; Chordata; Actinopteri; Characiformes; Serrasalmidae.
UGAAGCCGACACUCAGCUGUCUUCCGAUACGGACUUGGAGGAUCCUGAGGGCCGGAAUGCCAAACCCGGGAAAGGAAAGAAGGGUAAGAAGGUUCCAGGUGAGAAAGGUAAAGGUGUGCUAGUGCGUGCGCCGGGUCGAGUGAACGGCCACCAUCAGGAGAACGGCAUGGAGAACCUCAGCCUGUUCGAGAUCGUUAAACUGGGCAAGAGCGCAACACAGUCGGUGGUGGACGACUGGAUCGAGUCGUAUAAGAGUGACCGAGACGUCGCUCUGCUGGAGCUCAUUAACUUCUUCAUCCAGUGCUCAGGCUGUAAAGGUGCUGUGAGUUUGGAGAUGUUCAGACACAUGCAGAACUCGGAGAUCAUCAGAAAGAUGACGGAGGAGUUUGACGAGGACAGCGGCGAUUACCCCCUCACGAUGGCUGGGCCCAUGUGGAAGAAGUUCCGGUGGGGUUUCUGCGAGUUCAUCUCCGUUUUGGUGCGGCAGUGCCAGUACAGCAUCAUCUACGACGAGUACAUGAUGGACACGGUCAUCUCCUUACUGACCGGCCUGAGCGACUCGCAGGUCCGAGCAUUUAGACACACCAGCACGCUCGCAGCGAUGAAGCUGAUGACGGCGCUGGUGAACGUGGCUCUGAAUCUGAGCAUCAACAUGGAUAACACUCAGAGACAGUACGAGGCUGAGCGCAACAAAAGCCUCGGAAAAAGAGCAAACGACCGUCUGGAGCUGCUGCUGCAGAAACGCAAGGAGCUCCAGGAGAACCAGGACGAGAUUGAGAACAUGAUGAACGCCAUCUUUAAGGGAGUGUUUGUCCACAGAUACCGUGAUGCGAUCGCGGAGAUCAGAGCGAUCUGUAUCGAGGAGAUCGGUGUUUGGAUGAAGAUGUACAGCGACGCGUUUCUGAAUGACAGCUACCUGAAGUACGUGGGCUGGACGAUGCAUGAUAAGCAGGGAGAGGUGAGGUUAAAGUGUCUAACAGCUCUGCAGGGUUUGUAUUAUAACCGUGAGCUGAAUGCCAGACUGGAACUCUUCACCAGCCGCUUCAAGGACCGGAUCGUGUCCAUGGCUCUGGAUAAAGAGUGUGACGUGGCUGUUCAGGCCAUUAAACUCCUCACACUGGUCCUGCAGAGCAGCGACGAGGUCCUGACGGCCGAAGACUGUGAGAGCGUCUAUCACCUGGUUUACUCCGCCCACAGACCCAUCGCCGUGGCAGCGGGAGAGUUCCUCUACAAAAAGCUGUUCAGUCACCGCGGUCCGGAGGAGGACGCGUUACCCCGCAGAGGCCGACAGUGUCUGAACGCAAACCUCAUCAAAACCACCGUCUUCUUCUUCCUGGAGAGUGAGCUCCACGAACACGGCGCCUACCUGGUGGACAGUAUGUGGGACUGUGCGUCUGACCUGCUGAAGGACUGGGAGAGCAUGAUCAGCCUCCUGCUGGACGAGCCCUUCCCUGGAGAAGAAGCUCUGACGGACAGACAGGAGACGGCGCUGAUCGAGAUCAUGCUGUGUGCCGUCAGACAGGCCUGCGAGUGCCACCCGCCGAUCGGCCGCGGGACGGGGAAGAGGGUCAUGACGGCCAAAGAAAAAAAAACACAGCUGGACGAUCGUACGAAGAUCACGGAAAUCUUCGCUGUGGCGCUGCCGCUGUUACUGGCUAAAUACUCCGUGGAUGCUGAGAAGGUCACUAACCUGCUGCAGUUACCGCAGUACUUCGAUCUGGAGAUCUACACUACUGGCAGACUGGAGAAGCACUUGGAGGCGCUGUUGCGGCAGAUCCGCGAGGUGGUGGAGAAGCACACGGACACGGACGUUCUGGAGGCGUGCUCCAUGACGUUCCACGCGCUCUGUAACGAGGAGUUCACCAUCUUCAACCGCGUGGACAUCGCGCGCAGCCAGCUGCUGGACGAGCAGGUGGACAAGUUCAACCGCCUGCUGGAGGACUUCCUGCAGGAGGGGGAGGAGCCUGAUGAAGAUGAUGCGUAUCAGGUUCUGUCAACACUCAAGAGAAUCACAGCCUUCCACAAUGCCCACGACCUCACCAAGUGGGAUUUAUUCACCAGCAACUACAGACUCCUGAACACCGGCCUGCAGAACGGGGACAUGCCUGAGCAGAUCGUGAUUCACGCCCUGCAGUGCACUCAUUACGUCAUCCUGUGGAACCUGGCGAAGGUCUCAGAGGGCAGCUCCCAGAAGGGGGACCUGGUGACCCUGAGGAAGCAGAUGCGGGCGUUCUGCCUGAUGUGUCAGAGAUACCUGAGCAGCGUCAGUAUAGCCGUGAAAGAACAGGCCUUCACUAUCCUGUGCGACGCUCUGAUGAUCUUCAGUCAUCAGAUUGUGUCGUCUGGUCGAGAAGCUCUGGAGCCGCUGGUGUUCAGUCCCGACUCGUCGCUGCAGAGCGACCUGCUGAACUUCAUCCUCGACCACGUCUUCAUCGACCAGGACGACGACGGCAGCACCGACGGGCAGCAGGACGAUGAAGCCGGUAAGAUCGAAGCGUUACACAAGCGCAGGAAUCUGCUGGCAGCUUACUGCAAACUCAUCAUCUACAACGUGGUGGAGAUGAGCACCGGGGCGGACAUCUUCAAACAGUACAUGAGGUACUACAACGAUUACGGGGACAUUAUAAAGGAGACGAUGAGCAAAACGCGGCAGAUCGACAAGAUCCAGUGCGCCAAAACGCUGAUCCUGAGUCUGCAGCAGCUGUUUAAUGAGAUGCUGAGUGAGAUGGGCUGUAACUUCGAUCGCUCCUCUUCUUCGUUCUGCGGCGUUAAAGAACUCGCCCGGCGGUUCUCGCUCACCUUCGGCCUCGACCAGCUGAAGACCAGAGAGGCCAUCGCCAUGCUGCACAAGGAUGGUAUAGAGUUUGCGUUUAAGGAGCCGAGUCCUCAGGGGGAUGGCGGACCCCCCCUCAACUUGGCCUUCCUCGACAUCCUCAGUGAGUUCUCCUCUAAACUGCUGCGCCAGGACAGGAAGACUGUUCACCUGUAUCUGGAGCGGUUCAUGACGUUCCAGAUGUCUCUGCAGAGGGAGGACUGCUGGCUCCCUCUGAUCUCCUACAGAAACUCCCUGCAGGCCGGAGCUGAUGACGACACCAUGUCGGUGGUCAGCGGGGUCAGCAGCCGGGGGACCACUCGCAGCAAGAAGACCAAAAUCACCCCCGCGCCCGCCAAGAGGAAACUCCCGGAGGAGGACAGCAGCUGCAGCAGUGACACGGGGGUGUGGAUGACCCGCGAGCCCAGCGUGCAGCAGACCCCCGUGAUGAUGUCGUCGCCCCACAUGACCUCCACCGUGCUGCGGGAGGCCAAGAAGCUCCGCCCAGACGAAGGAUACGUGGGAGUUUACACCAUGAGCAACGAGCCGCAGCACACGCCGCUGCAGCAGACGCACCAGGCCAUCGACUACAAUACGCAGGUAGCGUGGAUGCUGGCCCAGCGGCAGCAGCAGGAGAGAGCCAACAUCCAGAACGCCAAGAUGAGGAGCCACAUGCAGCACGCCAUUCGGCGAAGCACAGGGCUGAUGGAGGACGACGAGGAGCCGAUCGUGGAGGACGUGAUGAUGUCAUCAGAGCAGCGUCUGGAAGACCUGAACGAGGGCAUGGACUUCGACACCAUGGACAUCGAUCUGCCUCCGUCUAAAAACCGCAGAGAGCGCUCGGAGCUCAAGCCUGAUUACUUCGACCCCGCCUCCAUCAUGGACGACUCGGUGCUGAACGUCUCGAUGUUCUGAUCCGUUCUGCUCUGGUCGGAGUGGAUGAGCGAGAGACAGAGAGAGAGAGAGAGAGAGACAGAGGAGCAGACAAACAGACAGACAGACAGACGCUCUCUUCCUGCACACACACUUCCUGUUUGUCCAGCUGUGGAGUCCGGCUGCACUUCCUCCUUUAACUCUUCAGUUUCUGCAGUUUAACUCUCGGCACGGCGCAGUGCAGCGCCCCCUGCUGGAGCGCAGCCUCGCAAACAGCCACAACACUCAUCUUAACAAACAAACAGCUCCAGACGCUCUUUUCUAAAGGCAGUGUAGAAACGGCUUUUCUGUUUUUGUAACUUAUAGCAGAGUUUUUGAUUUGUAGGUUAUUUUCUAAAGACAAUCAGCUGUAAAUCAGAACUUUAUAAACUCGAGACGAGUAUUUAAAUCGACGUUUCUAAGCAGAUUUCCUGUGUGGGACGCGGGUUUAGAGGCUUACCGUGUUUUCGUUUGUGUUUGUUUUUAUUUCCCUCUGUGGACUCGUUAAUGAGGAUCUUCCUCAACGUACGAAACCCCCUCGGUCGCCGUGACGGCGUCGCACUCCGGGGAGACGCCGAUCGGGCCGGAGCGACACGUCUCCGCGUUUCUAUUGCUCCUUUAUUCUCACGGCCGUGGCCUAUAGGGUGAAACCUUAAAGCACCCCCCCAAACCCCCCCCAGUGCUCGCUCAGGACGGGUCGGACGGAGCGCGUCUUCACAGAGUCAUCGUUUAUUUUACCGCCUGAAUGAAAAACUCGCAGAGAGAGAAACGUAAAGUGCUUCGACUCUGAUAUACUCCAUUUAAAUUAGCUAUAUUAGGUAUUAUAAUAUAUUGUUAUAUAUCUCUAAAGUAUAUAAUUAUAUAUUAUAUAUUCUACACAAACGUGUGAAAAUGUGAAUUGGUGCUGAUUUUUUUGUAUUUAAGUUGUUUUUCCACCGCAGCCACAGAUCCGCCGGACUGUACCGCGUUUGCGGUCAGACUGCAGAUCAGACGUUUUUCUUUUCGCUAAAUCUUUUUCUGUUUUUCUCCUUUUUUCCUUUCGUUUUGCAUCGUCGUGUUUCCUGUUUGUGUUUUUCUUUUUUAUUUUCGGGGUGGGCCGGUGUUUUUUUGGGGUCUGAAUCAUGAAUAUGUUAGCGAGGGUGUGUUUCCAUGGUGACGGUGUAAUCGCAGUGAGGCGACUGUGGGACUCAAACACAGCGUUCAGGAUCGAAAUGAAUAUUUAUGAAGUUUGGAUCACUUAUUUUUGAAAAUUCGUCACAGUUUAAUUUCACCCCCCCAUCUCUGUGUUGAACUGCUGAACGAGUGCAUGAGUGUGUGAGUGUGUUCGAGUGUGUGCGCGCGCGUGUGUACAUGUAUAAUAUGAUAUCGGACUGUAUAUAAAUCCAAGUGUUUUUUAUUCUAUUUACAAAAAAACAAUGUCCACUGUUCCAUUUCCUGUUUGUAUUUAUGUCGGAGACAGAAGAACCUUUUGGAACAAAAUAAACCCUCAGCUGUGAUUUCAA